UUCUAGGUCUUCCACCUCUCUCCGCCGCCGUCACCCACUCCACUGCUCCGGCGAGGAAUCGCUCGCCCAGCCGGCGACCAUGGCGGAGGCCGCGAGCGCAGAAGAGGCCGCGCCUCUCCACCCCGGCCUCCCGGAUGAGAUCUUCAUCUGGGAGGUCCUCGUCCGCCUGCCCCCCAAAGCCCUCCUCCGCUGCCGCGCCGUCUGCCGCGUCUGGCGCCGCGCCACCUCCGCCCGCGACUUCCUCCUCGCCCACCACGCCUGCCAGCCCGCCCUCCCGCUCCUCUACGUCUACAACAUCGAGUCCCUAGACAUCAUCCCCUUCGACCGCCGGGCAGGGGCCGCGGCCGACGACCAGCUCCGGCCAGUCGCGCGACUUGGCCAGGGCCCCUUCCGCGCGAUCGCCUCCUGCGACGGCCUCCUCGUCUUCGCCAUGAGCGACUGCCGCUUCUCCCUCUGCAACCCGGCGACUCGUCAGUAUGCUCGCCUCCCGGUGCCUCCUGGCUUCGUGCCCUUGGGGAUGUACUCGCGCAGCCCAACCGGCGAGUACCGGCUAUUGCUGUACAGGUUCCCCACUGGACCGGCGCCUGACGCUCAAGGUGGCUCCUACGUGUUGGUAUUAGGCUCCGGCCAGCCGCCACGGUCCAUAGGGUGCCCUGAUGCUAGGGAACUGGCAUUCAGCCUGUCAUUCCUGUUCCGCGGUGGCCUGCAUUGGCACAAAGAGCAGAAUGAGAGGAUAGUGGUAUUCGACACCACCACUGAGUUGUUCCGGCACAUGCGCGUUCCGGUUGUUUCUCGCUGCACUAACCUGUUUGAGAUGGAUGGAAUGCUCGGCGUGUCCAGCUUUAAUUAUGCAGCGGCAACCAUCGAUAUCUGGAUGGCGCAGGACUACACGAGCGAGGUCUGGUGCAACAAGUACCACAUUGAGUUGCCGAUUGCAAAGCUCACCACGCGCUUUGGAAGGUUUAACACACAUGGGUUUGGGGUAGUCGCUUCUUCGGAUGGUCAUUUGCUCAUGCUGCUCAAAUUUAGCGACUGGCUACUUCAGGUUGAUAUGGAUGGCAAGUUGGUCGCUAGUUUCCAUUGCAAAGGCCUUGCUUAUACUAGAUUUUGGCUCAAACAAACUUUAGUUUCGCAUACCUUCUUUCCGGCACUAGAGCGUUAUGUUGUGAAUGCUAAGCCUUUCAUCUGAUCUAAUAGCUUUGAGUGAUGUGGUGCUUCUGAACGGGUCAGCGUGGCCCGCAAUACCAAGUUUGACCUGUAGGCUUCUCUGUUGAUGUAUAUCAAGUUGUGAUCAAGAAGCUCUUGCUGUCAUGUGGUUGUAUGGAAUUUAUGCUUGUUUGAUACCAAAACUACCAAGUCAUUUUGUUGUGCGUUUGAAAUAUAUGCCAGCUACCCAUGUCUCUAUUUUCUUGAACUGGAGAACUAUUUUGCAAUCUACCUGCCUCAUGUGUCUAUUUCUUGAACUGAAAAUUUGACUUUGCCUUUUUUAUCUAUGUCCCGUUUUUAUCCCGAGAGGUUAUCUGGUGCUCUUCUCAAUAUGCUGAAUACUCAUUUAGCAAUCCACAUGUGUUUUCUGUUUGUGAGUUUUGUUUUACCUGACAAUAAAUGUGGCAGAUUAUCCUCUCAAUUUGGUCACUUGCUAGUUUCACCUGAUUGUUAGUAGUGCUUGGAGCAGAACCUGUUACAUUGGAUGAAACGCUUUAUCUGCCAUACGAAGUUUAUCUGAAGUGUUAGCCAUGCUGAGGUUGAUUUGGGUAAUAUCCAUUUCUUGUACAGAAGAUUAAGCAUUCUACAUAAAACGUGUUCCUGUUGCCUCAUGGGUAGAUAGCAAGUUAUCAUUCGUACUAAAUUCUAUAUGCAUCAAUAUAUGAGCCUUUCUUCAAUACCAGUAUCCGGCAUGGCUAUGUGGUACCACUUGGUUAGUCCUGCAGUAACAUACACAUGCUCAGGUUUUUUCAUUUGAUCUGAUAUUUCAAUCCCACUUCUUGUCUUUUUACAGCUACAUCAGGAUCUUUUCCCAGUUUUGCCUCCAGUUUUGCAUCUUUCUGCAUUGUAUCAUGUGCUAGCUUCCACAAAUCUUUGAGAAGUCAAACUUCUCUUUGGCAGUUUCAUGUGCCUCCUAUGGUGUAAAUGUUUUUAUGGUUGUUGUUUCAUAAUUAACUGCUAGCUGGGGAUAAUAACUUGGCUAAAAGACAAGAGUUGUCUGCUUUGCAGUGAAGAUGAAACCUGAUAACAUAUGUUCUUUGAUUGUGAUGUUACCAAGCUAGUUUGGCAAGAUUUGGCUGGCGUUGUUUCUGGGCCUGAUUUCGUCAAUUAUGGAUCUUCUGCUAGAAUUUGGAUCAGUAAUAGGAGUAAGAAAAUGCUGCUGUGAAUAUGAUUACAUCAUAUUGGUUGUAACAACAUCUUAUAUCAUGGGACGUAGGGAGUAUAAUCUUUGCUUGCAUUGUGUCAGACUGGUUUAUCAGGUACCCUGCCAGAGGCUGCUACAUUUCCUAAAAUGUUGGCGAGCAGUGUUUGCUGCUCCAGGAAGGCAAAGCUCUGGUGACUCCCCAGCCCGGCUUAAACUAUAGAACGGCGUCCUUGAUGGCCCCAGGACACAAGAAAUCAGGGAGCUGCGACCGUCGCUGUAGUUUCUAUUCUGGCGCAUUUUCAGUUUUGCUGAUGUGAUGCUGGCUGUAAGAAUAAUAAUUCAUGACUACUAGAUGUUGAUGUUUUGAGAUGUGGCCUGUUUAAAAGGUCUGUAAUGGUCUAAAUGUUGUGACACUGUUUUCAUUUCGUUUGAAAUGGAACAGGGCGAAGAGCCUUUUGAUUUUAAAAAAAAAUCUUGACUCG
Messenger RNA from Triticum dicoccoides, 2832 nucleotides. RefSeq names its product F-box protein At5g49610-like. The record is from RefSeq and is a predicted model, not a curated record. The transcript has a single exon. Bases 80 to 1189 code for a protein of 369 amino acids. NCBI's taxonomy places the organism in Eukaryota, Viridiplantae, Streptophyta, Magnoliopsida, Poales, Poaceae. Gene Ontology annotation, molecular function: protein binding.